AUGUAUCAAAUCUUGGAGUUUACUCAGUCUUACUUGUUAAGUCAUGAUUCUGAACCAUUCUAUAAGUUUGUCAAUAAAGCUUAUGAUAAACCCAAAUUCAAAUUUCAAGUAAUCAAGACCAGAAGAAUCAUAACGAUGGAUAGUUUCAACAAGGAGAUGUCAAUCCUGUCAGGUAGGGAUUUCAGAUUGUAUGUGCUUUUAGGACCCAAAACCUUGCCUCCAAGAGAAUUCAAAGAAUCGUUUAGCUUGGAGGAAGCAUUUGAGGACGAUGUGGAUUUGGUGUUUGAUCCUUCUAACGUGGAAUUUGUCACUGUUGAUGAUGAGUAUGAUAUGAACAAUGAUCUAUAUCGAGUUUUAGGAUCAGUAGGUUACCUGAUCAAAGAAGAUACCGCUUAUAUGACAGCUUUUACUUCAUACAUUAGAAAUUUGGGACCCAACAUGAUAAAUCUUACUAUCCCUCGAUUGAGUCAAUUCAAUGUCAAAGGAAUUGAAGCCAAUUGUGUGAGAGAGCACCAAUUAUUUACCUAUUAUACAGAGAAAUGUGGAUUUCAACCUUCUGGUCAACCUGAUGAUAUUUGUAAAGUAGGGAAAUCUUUAGGGUCAUUUUCAACCGCUGUAGCUUAUAGAGAUUUCUCCGUAGCGUUCAUUUAUAGACCUUUAUAG
This is a messenger RNA of Yamadazyma jaroonii, 663 nucleotides long. NCBI's taxonomy places the organism in Eukaryota, Fungi, Ascomycota, Pichiomycetes, Serinales, Debaryomycetaceae. The record is from the annotation of a GenBank genome assembly.